Messenger RNA from Frieseomelitta varia, 3894 nucleotides. RefSeq lists its product as uncharacterized. Bases 435 to 953 code for a protein of 172 amino acids. The transcript is spliced from 4 exons. The record is from RefSeq and is a predicted model, not a curated record. Lineage: Eukaryota; Metazoa; Arthropoda; Insecta; Hymenoptera; Apidae.
UAUUUAUUUUGCUGUAUAUGUAAACGUAAUUGCGAAUAAACGUGAAAUUCAUUGUGAAAUAUUCCUUGAGCAUCGGUCGUUUAGGACACGAAUAUAGUUUUGAGAAAAUGUUAGACAAUAUGCCUGAUAUAAGUAUUACAAUAAUUAUCGCAAUCUUUUGCGUGAGAAACACAAGUAUAUUUAAUAAUAAAUAAUAACAUAAUAGUGGCAGAAUUAUUAUGAUCUUUCUAAUUACGGUGUUCGUGACAAGUGUUUCAAAAUAAUUUUUCAUUGCGGUAGUUUCGCAACUAUAAAAGACAAUAACAUCUGAUAAAAUCGCGCAUCUACUAGUCGUUACGUUACCAGAUGGUAUUUUUUUUCUAACGAAUGACAAAAGCAACGUGUAAUAUUAUUCGUUUUCAAGUUGAAACAGACUACUUGACACGUCUGUCAGGAUGUGUCUUUGGUUGUUAAUAGUUUGUGCUUUACAGUGGUACAUGGUGGAGGCAGACUACGAUGUAAUAUUGGAAGAUGUUGACUGUUCCCAAGUAAACGAAGAAUAUAUAAAAACAUGUGAUUUCGAAUUGAACUACGAUAGCACAUACGGAGCCAGUCUGAAUUCGUAUAUGGAAAUCAUUAAAUCAUUUCCUGAGGAUGUCAAGCUAAUAGCCGACGUGUUCACGGUUCGAAUGGGUGAAUAUUCGGUUGAUCUUGGACUCCAUAUAGAAACAAAUUUUUGUGAAAUUAUUUCUGAUUCGAAUUCUAUAGCACUUCCUAUGAUAAAAGCAAUCAACUUCGAUAGUCUGGAUAAUUGUCCUCCAGCUCCGGGAGUUUACCAAGGAGAAGACUACGUAAUCGACAGCAUGGAUGGUUUACCACCAUCAUUUCCCAAUGGUCAUUAUUUAGUUAAUAUGUCGUUACUAAACAAAGAUACUACGUUAGUGCAUUUCGACAUUUAUGUGAGAAUAUACUGAUCAGUUUUUCAACAUCUAUAUUAAUGCAGAAUUUCAAAUAAAGAUUAAUCAGCAAGCAUGUAAUAUAUUUUGGUGUUUUAAAUAUUCUUGUUGAAGUAUUUACAUCCAAGUAUUUACCUAGAGUGCUAUCUAAAUUAUACAUAUAGAACAAAACGUAAGCCUCAUAAAAUUACUUUAACAUAAUGGAAUUUGUCUUCGAGAAGAUGGAAACAUUUAUUUAAUUUUUAAGAGUUAUUCAUCCAACUUUGUAAAACUAUUUCACUUCUGUUUUAUUUGUGCUUAUUUUUCUUUAUACUAAAUCAGUAUCUCACAAUUUUCCUUGAGUUGUGAUUCUCUUUCAUAAUAAUUAAAUAAGUCACAACUUCUCUUCCGUAAUAUUUGCAUCAAACGGAAUUUCUAAUGUGCCGAUGAAAACGAUGUUGGAAACGAUUGAUGUUGCAGCUUAUAAUUCCAACCUCAUGUUUAAUGUAAUAUUUAGACUCUAGAGAUGAAUGGCAAAGCUGUUAUAAUAGUUGAAAUAUAAAAAUAUAAAAAAGUUUGCGAAAAACAGAGAAACAUGAUGUGCAACAGAGAUACAUAAAACAUUUGAAGUACAGAAUUUUCUAUAAUAUCUAAGAAAUGAAGCAGAUUUCAACAUCUUAUUUCCAUGUUUAUAGUUGUACCUAUAAAAAUUUGAACUUGCAUAAAAGUCCACUACAACCACAACAGUCAUAACAUAAAUUACAAUCAACACAUAGUCACUUAUUCACUUAUUUAUAUACUACUUUAUUAGAGGAUACCAAAAAUCCAAAAACCAGGACAAAGAGUCAUAAUCAGCGUUUUACUAAUUCAAUACACGUUUUCUGAAUAAGUUUCAAUCACAACAUAACACAAGUUAUAAUCGACAUGUAGUUGUUCGUACAGGCCGAUGACAAUUUUCCAAAAAUCGACAUAACAAAGGAUUACUAUCACCAAAAACGUUACUUUGAUAUCAUGUGGCGAGCGCGUGAAGCGCUCUGCUGUAAGAUAUGACGGACGCGUCAUACGUGAACAUGUUAACCCUUUCGCUGCCUACGUAUACCACGUAUAUAUGUAUGUAUGUCGAAGAGUUCCCUCUCAGUUGCGUACGCCGUAUAUGUACGACGUGCCGCGUUCGUACGGUUGUUUCGAAAGUAAAUCUACCUGCUGCGUAGCGAUGCAGUGCCGAAACGAAGACAGGUCGUUAAUACUGUUGCACCUUGCGACCCGAAUAGCGAACAGUUUUUGGUUGGAACAUGUCAUAGUGAACGGAUGAAAUAUGAGUCAACGCGAGACAAUGCUCUGCUAGUAUCCCGGGACGUGUUAUACAGAGUGAUAUAUAUGUACGAGGAGCUACCCUUGAAGAACAUGUAGAAACAAGGAAUCUGUAAAGAUGGAACUAUCGUUCGAGAGCUCUGCCAUUUCAACGGCUGCUGCGGACAUAGUAAAUACUGUGAUCUACGCGGAAGCUACUUCCAAAAGUAGUCACAUGAUCUAACAUGUGUCUGAGGACACGAAUUUGGAUGAAGGAUGCUUAUUUGACUUUCCAUGAAUGAUCCAUGUUGACGUUAAUUACUUCAGCUUUAUUCGAGAUUCCUGAUGUUUUCUCAUGGUUGGAAAAUAUUCAGAUUGGAUAAAAUGUACUGCUGUCUGUACGAACAACGAUUUAUAUGAAACAAUUUUCUACGAACGAUCCAUAUACAAGGCAUGUGGAUCCUUGACAAUUUUGAUUGGACAAAUUGUGCGUUUGUGGUAAACAAUUUUCUACGAAUCAUCCACGUAGAUAGUAAUUAAUCGAGAUGUAGAGACUUGAGAAGACAAUUUGGAUUGGAAUGUGUCGGUGUUUGUAUUAAACAAUUUUCUAUGAACAAUCUACAUACAUGCUAAUGAAUGUAGACAUAGAGGGUCAAGAUUUGUUCCAGAUCCUUGACACUUUCGUUUCAUGUAGGAAACAAUUUAGAUUGGAUAGAACGUAUAGAAGGUAUUGGUGUUUAUACUAAUAAUGGUCGUCCCACGUUCAUCUCGUAUCUAUAGUCAUUCUAUUGUGAAGGAUCGCAGGAACUCGUACGAAGCAAAGCUCCGGACACACUGUGUGGAUCCAUUGCAUAAUUCAUAUGGAAGCUCUUGCAUCAAUGUAUCUGGGUUCUUCGGCGAUCUGAUCCUGGAACGAGUAGUGAAUUUUUAAAAUACGAAAUUCAUAGAAACUCGGUUAUCGAGGUUUUUAGACUACGAGGUUUUUAGACUACGUGAGGAUGUACCGCUCGAAGACGCAACUUUGUCGCACAAUGUGACGCUACAAUUCGUAUUGCUAUAAUAAUUCAAGAGGAAUUACAAAUUACGCCGAGAACUUUAGAGUUAUUUUAACAAGGGAGAACAGUAAUAUACUGGACACUAAAUUUUUGAACGCAAUUAGAUUACUUGUACGGUCGUUCUGAUCUCUCGUUGCGGAGAAACUUUUGGAAGUGCUCGAGAAGGAUUCAACGUUUAAAAGAGUUACAACUAUGGAGAAGAAGAACAGAGAAUGUUACAAAGAACGUUCCGCCACUUUGUAACUCGUAACGAAGUUCAUUUUUCUUUCCCUCGUGUUGUAAAACUGCUUUGCGAAGUAUUUUUUGGAAGAAAGUAUAGAGAAGAUUAAAAGAUUAAUUAUUCUAAUAACAAAGAAGUUCAUAUUUAAAAUUUACAGUUCUAAUUAAUCUCGGCGAACACUAUGAAGAAGUUAUGACUUUGGACGAUUAUGAAGAGAAUUUAUCUUAAUAAAACAUAUAAAUAAAAUCUCCUCUUUAUUCAUAUUUUAUUACACUCCACAGAAUUCACACGGAAUCAUAAUGUGUUUUUUAAAAAAUACAGAUAUAAUCGCGGUGUUUUUUUACGCGUGAUAUUUUAGUAAUGUGAUUUAAGAUUACGUGUACGAAAAUAACGAGAGCAAAAAAUAGAAAAGCAA